Molecule: messenger RNA, 261 nt
Organism: Colletotrichum abscissum
Lineage: Eukaryota; Fungi; Ascomycota; Sordariomycetes; Glomerellales; Glomerellaceae
Exons: 2
Coding region: 1-261 (86 amino acids)
Source: RefSeq, a predicted model, not a curated record
AUGAAGUUCUCCGCCGUCAUCCUCUUUGUUGCUUCAGUCGCCGCCGUUGCUCUCGAUACCGAUGUCCCUCCUGCGCUCAGCCAGCCUGGUCGCCGUGGUGUUGACUGCGGGGCUUGCGACAGACUGAACUUCUGCCCUGGCAAGCCCAACAACAAUGUCGAGUGCGAGCUUGACGGCUGCUGCAAGAACGCGCUUCGGAUACCCAUCACGGUUGCCGUAUUUCUGACAUGUGGGAACUUGGUGAAGUCAACGUUCAGAUGA